Molecule: messenger RNA, 249 nt
Organism: Trichomonas vaginalis G3
Lineage: Eukaryota; Parabasalia; Trichomonadida; Trichomonadidae
Product: organellar and viral DNA polymerase type B
Exons: 1
Coding region: 1-249 (82 amino acids)
Source: RefSeq, a predicted model, not a curated record
AUGAGAAACGACUAUGCAGACUUAAAGAAAGAAGCAGAAAAGCCAGCAGAAGAUAAAAUGGACAUGUUAGCAUUUCUGAACAAAAACUAUCCAACUGCUGACGAUUUCCUAUUAUCUGACGUCAAGAAGAAGUAUAAAGAAACCUUCGGCAUAGUUAAAACAUUCGAUGUACUAAAAGAAGAAAUAGAAGCUACAAAACUGUUUAAAGUCAUGAACCAUCGCAACAUAUACCAUGUAAAACGCUUGUAA